AUGGCGGAGCCGGAGCAGCCGGAGUUCGCGCGCGAGCGGCACGUGCUGUUUCUGGAGGCUAUGGCGUCGGAGCUCCCCGCGGACUACGCCUCGCAGGAGGUCAACCACCUCACCCUCGCCUACUUCGCCGUCGCCGGCCUAUCUCUCCUUCGUGAGCUCGACAGUGUUAACAAGGAUCAAAUAGCCAAAUGGAUUUUGUCUUUUCAAGUACAUCCUAAGACAGACAAUGAAUUAGAUAAUGGACAAUUUUAUGGAUUCUGUGGCUCUAGAACAACUCAGUUUCCCUCAACUAACAUGAAGGACCCUUGCCACAAUGGUAGUCAUCUUGCAAGCACUUAUUCUGCCCUUGCUAUCCUGAAGAUUGUAGGUUAUGAUUUAGCAAACAUUGAUAACAAGGUUCUUUUGUCCUCAAUGAGAAACCUCCAACAGCCAGAUGGAAGCUUCAUGCCUACUCAUAUUGGUGCGGAAACAGACCUACGCUUUGUAUACUGUGCAGCUGCAAUCUGCUCGAUGCUAAAAGAUUGGACAGGAAUGGACAAGGAAAAGGCCAAGCAAUACAUUCUUAGUUGCCAGUCAUACGAUGGUGGCUUUGGCUUGGUUCCUGGUUCAGAAUCUCAUGGUGGAGGGACAUUCUGUGCUGUUGCAGCUUUGUGCCUGAUGGGUUUCAUUCAAGUUGAUUUGGCAUCAAAUUUACAAGAACCAUCAUCAAUUGAUGUACGCUUGCUCCUGGAGUGGUGUCUUCAGAGACAAGCGGCAGACGGAGGUUUUCAAGGAAGAAGGAACAAAUCCAGUGACACAUGCUAUGCAUUUUGGAUUGGAGGUGUCCUAAAGAUCAUCGGUGCAUACCGCUUCAUUGAUCAUGGUGCUUUGCGAAGUUUUUUGCUCUAUUGCCAAUCACCUUAUGGAGGUUUUACAAAGUUUUUGUACGAUCAAUUCCCGGAUAUCUACCAUUCUUACUAUGGACUUGCCGCUCUUUCCUUGCUGGAAGAGGAAGGGCUGGAGCCACUCUGCACCGAACUGGGGAUCCUCUCUGCUGCAUUGUAGCUUGGAAUUGAUUGUUCAUCUUCUGUAUUCAGUCAAGUUAUGGUGUUCUUUAAAGUCCAUUCUUGUAAUCUAAUACAACAUACAGCUGAAAAGAAUGCAAGUAAUCUAUAGAGUUCGUUUGUUUGUUUGGGUAGGCAGGUCAUGCAACAUUGUCUUGGAUAAUAUGAUUGUGAAGUACAGAGGAGCAUUCUGUAAAGGCUAUUUCAUUUUCAGUUAGUCGAACUAACUGAUAUUCUGAUAGACAGUUGAGUUGGCUGAGCAGUUCUAUCACUUGGAAAGCUAUUGAAAACAACUCAUGUAACAGCUGAACAAAAUUAUCAUCUUUAUUCUGUUUCUUGA
Molecule: messenger RNA, 1383 nt
Organism: Oryza sativa Japonica Group (Japanese rice)
Lineage: Eukaryota; Viridiplantae; Streptophyta; Magnoliopsida; Poales; Poaceae
Source: RefSeq, a predicted model, not a curated record